This is a messenger RNA of Cordyceps militaris CM01, 3351 nucleotides long. RefSeq names its product fatty acid oxygenase, putative. Gene Ontology annotation, biological process: response to oxidative stress. Bases 1 to 3351 code for a protein of 1116 amino acids. The record is from RefSeq and is a predicted model, not a curated record. Gene Ontology annotation, molecular function: heme binding; oxidoreductase activity, acting on paired donors, with incorporation or reduction of molecular oxygen; monooxygenase activity. The transcript has 5 exons. Lineage: Eukaryota; Fungi; Ascomycota; Sordariomycetes; Hypocreales; Cordycipitaceae.
AUGUCGUCCCAGAAGAAUCUGCUCCCACCUGCGGAUGUGUCUACCGCCGUGGAUGGUGCCAGCGGCCAUGCCACCAAUGGACACUCCAUCGGGCCAAAAAACCGGCGCCAGCAGCCAUUGCCAAAGUAUCCCAAGCCUUCCAAACCAGACACGCGGGCCAACCAGUCGCAUCUUACAGCAUGGUUGAAGCUCAGAGCCGCAUCGCGCCGACCGCUUCCGACCGAGAUGGGAGAUGGCACCUAUCGAUUGGUCAAGAGUCGCCCGACCCUUCUCCAAGACCUCAGGAGUAUGACGUAUGCCGAUUUCAAGACGAUCAAAGAUAUCGUCAAGGCCAAGUUGAAGCGGGAGACGCAGACGGAUGAUAAAACGAUGCUGAUGGAGCGAACAAUCCAGCUCGUUGCUGGGCUUCCCGACUUCUCCAGGCGCCAGGAGAUUUUGACAAACGACUUCAUUGACAAGCUGUGGUAUUCGCUGGAGCAUCCCCCGCUGCUUUACAUGGGGGACCAGUAUCGUUUCCGCCAAGCUGAUGGAUCCCACAAUAACCCAAUCAUGCCUCGUCUUGGAGCAGCUGGCACUGCCUACUCGAGGAGCUGCAAGCCACGAGGAAUGGGCCUCGGUGCCCUUCCGCCACCCGAGACCAUCUUUGAGUCCAUCAUGGCGCGAGAUGAAUUUCAGAAAAAUCCAAACAAUGUGUCCAGUAUCCUUUGGUACUGGGCCACAAUCAUUAUUCACGACUUGUUCAACUCUGAUCCCGCGGAUGGCAACAUCAACAACAAUUCGUCGUAUUUGGACCUGUCCCCGCUGUACGGAAACAGCCAAGAGCAGCAAGACUCUAUCCGAACCUUUGAGGAUGGAAAGCUCAAGCCCGAUGCAUUCGCGGACAAGCGCAUGUUGGGAAACCCACCCGGCGUCUGCAUUAUUCUUGUCAUGUUUAACCGAUUCCACAACUACAUUGCGGAAAACUUGGCUGCCAUCAACGAGGCCAAUAGAUUCCCGCAGCCAUCUCCGGAUUUGAGUCCAGAGAAGGCGCAUGAGGCGUGGAAGAAGUACGACGAGGAGUUGUUCCAGACGGCGCGCCUAGUGACGUCUGGCCUGUACAUCAACAUCACCCUCAUUGACUACGUUCGAAACAUUGUCAACCUGAAUCGAGCCGACACUACAUGGACGCUUGAUCCCCGACAAGAGAUGGGCGUGGCCGUGGGCACCAAAGAGGGCUCGCAGAGCGGCGUCGGAAACGCAGUCUCGGCCGAGUUCAACCUCUGCUACCGAUGGCACUCGUGCAUCUCUAAGCGAGACGAGGUCUGGAUGCAAGAGUUCUUCUCCGACCUGCUCGGCGGCGGCGACCAGGAGCUCGACUUGGCCGCCUUGCGGCGGGCUAUGGAAGCGCUUGAGAAGAAGCUCCCGCAAGACCCGGGCCAGUGCUGCUUUGGCGGCUUCACGCGCGGCGCCGACGGACGCUUCGACGACGACGAUCUGAUGGGGGCGCUGACGCUGGCCAUUGAAGAGCCUGGCGGCGCCUUUGGCGCGCGCAACGUGCCGCGCAUCAUGAAGCCGAUUGAGGCGCUCGGCAUCAUCCGCGGGCGCAAGUGGCACGUGGCCAGCCUCAACGAGUUCCGCAAGCAGUUCGGCAUGAAGGCGUACGACACGUUCGAGGAGAUCAACUCGGACCCGUACGUCGCCGACCAGCUGCGCCACCUGUACCAGCACCCGGACAACGUGGAGCUGUACCCGGGCAUCGUCGCUGAGGAGGCCAAGCAGCCCAUGGCGCCGGGCGUCGGCAUCGCGCCCACGUUCACCAUCUCGCGCGUCGUGCUCUCCGACGCCGUGGCCCUCGUGCGCGGCGACCGCCACUACACGACCGACUACCACACCGGCACCCUCACCAACUGGGGCUUCAACGAGGCCAACUACGACCUCGGCGUCAACCACGGCUGCGUCUUCUACAAGCUCUUCAUCCGCGCCUUUCCCAGCCACUUUCGCCAAAACUCCGUCUACGCCCACUACCCCAUGGCCACGCCGGCCGAGAACCGCAAGAUCCUCGCCAACAUGGGCCGCGCCGCCUGGUUCGACUUUGACCGCCCGGCGCGCGUCCCGGCCAAGGUCGACAUUGUCUCGCACCGCGCCUUCCAGCACGUCCUCGGCAACGAGACCACGUACCACCCGGCCUGGGAGCAAGGCCUCGGCUAUCUCAUGAACGAGCGCAGCCUGCGCGCCCUGCUGGCCUCGGGCCCGGACCUGCACGCCAUCCAGCGCGCGUCUGUCGGCACCGCGCUGUUUGGCGAGCCCUGGAAGGCCGCCGUCAAGGCGUUCUACACGCAGACGACGGACAGGCUGCUGGCGCAGAAGUCGUACCGGCUCGCGGGGCAGCCGCAGAUUGACAUUGUGCGCGACGUCGGCAACCUGGUGCACACGCACUUUGUCGCGCGCGUCUUCAACCUGCCGAUCAAGACCGCAGAGCAUCCUACGGGCGUAUUUUCCGAGCAGGAGCUGUUCCAGUUCCUGACCAUGAUUUACAUUUGCAUCUUCCUCGACUACGACCCCGUCAAGUCGUUCCCGCUGCGGCGCGCGGCCAAGGCUGCCUCGGCGCAGCUCGGCGCGCUCAUCGAGGCCAACGUCAAGCUGGGCCUCGUGUUCGGCAUCAAGGGCCUGUACGUCCAGUCGCUGAAGAAGGACGUGCUGGCGCGCUACGGCCACCAGCUUGUCAGGGCGCUGGCCAAGACGGGCCUCAACGCUCAUGAGAUUGCAUGGAGUCAGAUCCUCCCGACAGCUGGCGCGAUGGUGCCGAACCAGGCGCAGAUGUUCGCACAAUCGGUCGACUGGUACCUCUCUGCCGAGGGCGCGCCGUACCGCGACGAGCUGGAGCGCAUCGCGGCCGAGGAGAGCAGCGACGCGGGCGACGCGCUGCUUCUCGGCUACGCCAUGGAAGGCGUGCGCAUGGCCGGCACGUUCAGCCUGUACCGCACGGUAGCUGCGCCGGACACCAUCACCGACGACCAGGACAGCCCGGUGCCGGUGCAGCACGGCGACACCGUCUUCGUCUCGGUGACGCCGGCGACCAGGGACAGCGGACUACCUCACCCAGACAAGGUCGAUCCUCGACGGCCGCUGGACGCGUACGUGCAGCACGGGCUGGGCCCUGAGCUCUGCCUGGGGCGCGAGGUCGCGCAGACGGCCCUCGUGGCGCUGUUCCGGGCGCUGUUCCGCAAGAAGAAUCUGCGACGUGUGCCGGGCCUGCAGGGCGAGCUGAAGCGCCUGGUCAAGCCAGAUGGCAGCCACGGGUUCAUGACGGAGGAUUGGGGCACCGUGUGGCCGUUCCCGACGAGCAUGAAGCUGAUGUGGGAUGAUGAGUAG